Fusarium subglutinans is the source of this 2049-nucleotide messenger RNA. Its product is annotated as universal stress A family. Bases 1 to 2049 code for a protein of 682 amino acids. The record is from RefSeq and is a predicted model, not a curated record. Lineage: Eukaryota; Fungi; Ascomycota; Sordariomycetes; Hypocreales; Nectriaceae. The transcript has 5 exons.
AUGGCCACAACCGCAACGAUUCACCCAAACCCGCCCAAGCGCUCCGACUCCGAUGUCUCUCCCAGAACAGUGAACCCUCCCAAGAAGUCAGGCUCAGAAGACGCAAAGGCCGAUUACUUCCCAGAUUCCAACACAGUCGAUGGAUCCAAUACUAGUGUCCGGGCCAGCGACGGUGACGAUUCAUCUGCUCGGAAGUCAAGCAUCUCCUUCGCGCCAGAUCCUCGACGUAGCUCAAGUGAAAGCAACCAAAAUCCAGCGCUAGGCCAGGACUCGUUGAUCCAAAGGAAAUCGUCCACCGGCUCUGUCUCUUUUCGUAGAAUGACAAACCCUCAACUUCCCCAGGGAAAUCCUCAACAGAUGGGCAACAGUCGCAUCCGUGCGAGCUCACCGGACCACACAAGGUUCAAGAAGCAUGUCGCAUUUGACAAUGUUACAACUGGCGAAGCGACCAAGAAUAAUGCUAUCUCGUUUACGCUCAAUGUUCGACAUAAGGGUUACCAGGCUAGGCGCAGAUCGCGAUGUUUCAUGGUUGGGGUUGACGAGCAUACCUACUCCGAUUAUGCGUUGCAGUGGCUGCUUGACGAACUGGUUGAUGAUGGCGACGACGUUGUUUGCGUGCGAGUAGUCGACAAAGAACUGCGACUUACGGACAAGCAGUACAGAGACGAUGCAGACUCGGUCAUGAAGGGAAUCGUUGCUCGGAAUGGUAAUAACAGAGCCAUCAACAUUGUCCUCGAAUAUGCCGUGGGCAAGUUGCACAUGACUUUUCAACACUUGAUCCAAAUGUACCAGCCUGCAAUGCUCAUUGUAGGAACUAGAGGACGCACCCUCGGUGGUCUUCAAGGCCUGGUUAACACCCGCAACUCGUUUUCCAAAUACUGUCUCCAAUAUUCACCUGUCCCAGUGGUUGUGGUUCGACCUACCGAGAAGCGCAUCAAAAAGAAGGCCAAACGUGCCAACGACUCUGCCCGACAGACCUACGUGAGCAUGUUGGCCGCAAACGCCGGGAAACAUGAGGCCGAUAGUGAGGCAAGUAGCACUUAUGAGCUUGAGGUCCACAACUCGCCCGAUGAAGAAGCGCACCAAGUCGCACGUGCUUUAGGACUGCCUGCAUCUUUCGAUCCUACGAUUAAGCCCCUCAACCAUAGCCAGAUACCGAGUCGCAGAUCCCCCGACCCUACUGCUACUGCGGGCCCUGUCAAUGAGUCCUCGGAGAACCAGAGAGUUGUCAAAGACGACGUCGGUGUCGCCGCUGAGAGCGAUGACGAUGACGAUGACGACGAUGACUCUGGAGAGUUCGAGGUUAUGAGCGGGCAACAAGCCUUGGACAGGCAGAAGAUGGAUCAGCUUCAUAAGAUGGAGGUCGGUGAAGCAGCAGCGUUAAAGAUGAAGAUGAAGGGCAAGCAGAAACAACGAAUAGACAAUAACAAGGAUAAGAAUAGCACGGGAGAUGAAGUUGCCGAAAGCAACGAGAAAUCCUCUCAGAAGAAUAACCAGCUUCCUCAAGUUGCUCAGCCUGAUUCAGAAGCAAAAGGAGGUCUCUCAUCUCUAGAAGAGGAAGGCGACACGGCCGAACUGCAACAUCUGGAUGAUUUACAAAAGCGUAUGGCCGUCUCUGAUAUAGGGCUUCACUUAUCGCGUGGAGCUUGCAAUUCAAAAGUCGAGGACAAAGGAGGACCUUCUAAUCCAUCUUCCAAAAAGCUGGAUGCCGCUUCGAAGACUCUACAGGUACCUUCAGGCUGCCAGAUUCGUACGUCGUCCACAGGAAGCGAAGGAUCACCCACCCUAGUCGGAAGCUCAUCUAGCGAUUUCUCGGUGGGGUCGCCGUUGUCGGGUUUCAGAUCUCAACCAAGCAUAAGAUUCUAUUCGGGUCCCCCGUCACCUGGAGAAGAGGUUCAGGAUAAUGGCCAAUCUGGUCGUGAUGAUGGUGAGGGCGAUGGUGAAGGCGAUGGUGAGGGCGGUGCUGAAGGUACUGACAACAACAACAACGAAGAGAAUGAUAAUGAACCACCCAAUGUGGCAGAAGCGAGGCCCCGUCCCAGCAGGUAG